Molecule: messenger RNA, 7814 nt
Organism: Ictidomys tridecemlineatus (thirteen-lined ground squirrel)
Lineage: Eukaryota; Metazoa; Chordata; Mammalia; Rodentia; Sciuridae
Gene: Ubr3
Product: ubiquitin protein ligase E3 component n-recognin 3
Biological process (GO): ubiquitin-dependent protein catabolic process via the N-end rule pathway; protein ubiquitination
Cellular component (GO): cytoplasm; ubiquitin ligase complex
Molecular function (GO): ubiquitin protein ligase activity; zinc ion binding
Source: RefSeq, a predicted model, not a curated record
UGUAAGUGCCUUCUGGCGGGCGGCGGCGGCUACGACGAGUUCUGCGCUGCGGUGCGGGCCUACGACCCCGCGGCGCUCUGCGGCCUGGUCUGGACAGCCAACUUCGUGGCCUACCGCUGCCGGACGUGCGGCAUCUCCCCCUGCAUGUCGCUGUGCGCUGAGUGUUUCCACCAGGGAGACCACACCGGACACGACUUCAACAUGUUCCGCAGCCAGGCCGGAGGCGCCUGUGACUGCGGAGACAGCAACGUGAUGCGGGAGAGUGGGUUUUGCAAAAGGCAUCAGAUUAAAUCAAGUUCAAAUAUUCCCUGUGUUCCCAAAGACUUAUUGAUGAUGUCUGAAUUUGUUCUUCCAAGAUUUAUUUUUUGUCUUAUUCAGUACUUAAGAGAUGGCUAUAAUGAACCAGCAGCUGAUGUAUCAUCAGAAAAAGACCUUAACAAAGUCCUUCAGCUUUUGGAACCUCAAAUUUCCUUUUUAGAAGACCUAACUAAAAUGGGAGGAGCAAUGAGGUCUGUUCUUACCCAGGUUUUGACAAACCAACAAAACUACAAAGAUCUAACUUCUGGUCCUGGAGAAAAUGCUUGUGCAAAGAAAAGUCAUGAAAAGUACCUUAUCGCUUUGAAGAGCUCUGGACUCACAUAUCCUGAGGAUAAGCUUGUAUAUGGUAUUCAGGAGCCAUCUGCUGGUACUAGCACUCUGGCAGUUCAAGGUUUUGCAGGUGCAACAGGAACAUUGGGACAAGUAGAUUCUUCAGAUGAGGAGGAUCAGGAUGGGAGUCAAGGCUUGGGCAAGAGAAAGAGGGUAAAACUGAGCAGUGGCACCAAAGAUCAAUCCAUAAUGGAUGUAUUGAAGCAUAAAAGUUUUCUAGAAGAACUUUUGUUUUGGACAAUAAAGUAUGAAUUCCCUCAGAAGAUGGUCACUUUCUUACUCAACAUGCUUCCAGAUCAAGAGUAUAAGGUUGCUUUUACAAAAACUUUUGUUCAACAUUAUGCUUUCAUUAUGAAAACACUGAAGAAAAGUCAUGAAUCAGACACGAUGUCUAAUAGAAUUGUGCAUAUUAGUGUUCAGUUGUUCAGCAAUGAGGAGCUAGCUAGACAGGUAACAGAAGAAUGUCAGCUCCUGGAUAUUAUGGUCACUGUACUAUUAUACAUGAUGGAAAGUUGCCUUAUUAAAAGUGAACUACAAGAUGAAGAAAAUAGUUUACAUGUGGUGGUGAACUGUGGAGAAGCAUUACUGAAGAAUAACACUUAUUGGCCUCUUGUUAGUGAUUUUAUUAAUAUUCUGUCUCAUCAAAGUGUGGCGAAGAGAUUUUUGGAGGACCAUGGUUUGUUAGUUACGUGGAUGAACUUUGUAUCUUUCUUUCAAGGUAUGAACUUAAACAAGCGAGAACUGAAUGAGCAUGUGGAAUUUGAAUCUCAGACCUACUAUGCUGCCUUUGCUGCUGAACUUGAGGCCUGUGCACAGCCAAUGUGGGGGCUCUUAUCACAUUGUAAAAUUAGGGAAACUCAAGAAUAUACCCGAAAUGUUGUAAGAUAUUGCCUUGAAGCCCUUCAAGACUGGUUUGAUGCGAUAAACUUCGUAGAUGAGCCAGCACCUAACCAAGUCACUUUUCAUCUGCCUCUACAUCGUUACUAUGCUAUGUUUUUGAGUAAGGCUGUAAAAUGUCAAGAACUAGAUUUGGAUUCUGUUUUACCAGAUCAGGAGAUGUUAAUGAAACUAAUGAUUCACCCACUCCAAAUUCAAGCAAGUCUUGCUGAAAUCCACAGCAAUAUGUGGGUACGAAAUGGCUUGCAAAUCAAAGGACAAGCCAUGACUUAUGUCCAGUCUCAUUUCUGUAAUUCCAUGAUAGAUCCUGACAUUUACUUAUUACAGGUUUGUGCUUCUAGACUUGACCCAGAUUAUUUUAUAUCAUCUGUCUUUGAACGAUUUAAAGUGGUAGAUUUAUUGACAAUGGCAUCGCAACAUCAAAAUACAGUACUUGAUGCAGAGCAUGAAAGAUCGAUGCUAGAAGGAGCUCUUACAUUUCUUGUGAUUCUUUUGAGUCUUCGUUUACAUUUAGGAAUGUCUGAUGAUGAGAUUCUCAGGGCAGAGAUGGUAGCCCAGCUAUGUAUGAACGACAGGACACAUAGUUCAUUGUUGGACCUCAUUCCAGAAAAUCCCAACCCCAAAAGUGGCAUUAUCCCAGGCAGUUACAGCUUUGAAUCAGUUUUAUCAGCUGUAGCUGAUUUUAAGGCUCCUGUUUUUGAACCUGGAGGUUCUAUGCAACAAGGCAUGUAUACUCCCAAAGCUGAAGUCUGGGAUCAGGAGUUUGACCCUGUCAUGGUCAUUCUUCGAACAGUUUACCGUAGAGAUGUGCAGUCUGCAAUGGACAGAUAUACAGCAUUUUUAAAACAGAGUGGGAAAUUCCCUGGAAAUCCCUGGCCACCUUAUAAGAAAAGGUCAUCACUUCAUCCCAGCUAUAAAGGUCUCAUGAGACUUUUGCACUGUAAAACUUUACACAUUGUGCUAUUCACUCUACUUUACAAGAUUUUGAUGGAUCAUCAAAAUUUGUCAGAACAUGUACUCUGCAUGGUUUUAUAUCUGAUUGAGUUAGGACUUGAAAAUUCUACUGAAGAUGAAUCAGAUGAAGAGACAUCAGUGGGUGGACCAGAGCGUUGUCAUGACAGUUGGUUUCCUGGAAGUAACUUAGUAUCUAACAUGCGACACUUUAUAAACUAUGUUAGAGUGAGGGUUCCAGAGACUGCUCCUGAAGUGAAGAGAGAUUCACCUGCAAGCACUAGCUCUGAUAACUUGGGUUCUUUACAAAAUUCUGGUACAGCUCAAGUUUUCAGCUUAGUAGCAGAACGUAGAAAGAAAUUUCAGGAGAUCAUCAAUCGUAGUAACAGUGAAGCAAAUCAGGUGGUUCGUCCCAAAACUUCAAGUAAAUGGUCUGCUCCUGGUUCAGCUCCCCAGUUAACGACAGCCAUUUUGGAAAUUAAAGAAAGUAUAUUGUCUUUGCUAAUUAAGCUUCAUCACAAACUCUCAGGAAAACAAAACUCCUACUAUCCUCCUUGGCUGGAUGACAUUGAAAUUUUAAUUCAGCCAGAAAUUCCUAAAUACAGUCAUGGAGAUGGUAUAACUGCAGUAGAAAGAAUUUUACUAAAAGCUGCAUUGCAAAGCAGAAUGAACAAACGUAUCAUUGAAGAGAUAUGUAGAAAAGUGACCCCACCUGUACCACCCAAAAAAAUCACUGCAGCAGAGAAGAAAACCCUGGAUAAAGAAGAAAGGCGACAAAAGGCUAGAGAGAGACAACAGAAAUUGCUUGCAGAAUUUGCUUCACGACAGAAAAGCUUUAUGGAAACUGCAAUGGAUGUUGAUUCUCCUGAAAAUGAUAUUCCUAUGGAGAUCACCACAGCAGAACCACAGGUUUCUGAGGCAGUAUAUGAUUGUGUUAUCUGCGGACAAAGUGGCCCCUCCUCAGAAGACCGACCUACAGGAUUGGUUGUAUUGUUACAAGCAUCAUCAGUUUUGGGGCAGUGCCGUGAUAAUGUUGAACCAAAAAAAUUGCCCAUUACUGAAGAGGAGCAGAUUUUCCCUUGGGACACAUGUGCAGCAGUUCAUGAUGUGAGGCUUUCAUUAUUACAGCGUUAUUUUAAGGAUAGUUCUUGUCUUUUGGCAGUAUCAAUUGGCUGGGAAGGAGGUGUUUAUGUACAAACCUGUGGCCACACAUUACAUAUAGAUUGUCAUAAAUCUUACAUGGAAUCAUUACGGAAUGACCAGGUUCUUCAGGGUUUCUCAGUGGACAAAGGAGAAUUCACGUGUCCCCUCUGUAGGCAGUUUGCUAACAGUGUUCUUCCUUGUUAUCCUGGAAGCAAUGUGGAAAAUAACCUUUGGCAACGUCCUAGUAACAAAAGCAUGCAAGAUCUCAUAAAGGAAGUGGAGGAACUGCAGGGACGGCCAGGAGCUUUCCCAGUAAGCAUCAGUUCAGAAACCAACUUAAGUAAAGAAAUGGAAUCUGUAAUGAAAGAUAUAAAAAAUACUACUCAGAAGAAAUAUCGAGACUAUAGCAAGACCCCAGGCUCACCAGACAAUGAUUUUCUCUUUAUGUACUCAGUUGCUAGAACCAAUUUGGAACUUGAAUUGAUUCAUCGAGGAGGCAAUUUAUGUUCAGGUGGUGCAAGCACAGCUGGCAAGAGAUCUUGUUUAAAAAAGGAAUCUGAAGUUCAGAGUGAUUGCCUUGCCAAGUCUCACACAGCUGGAAAAUGUCAGAGCUUGCACUUGAACCCAGCUCUUCUGACUCUAAAUUCAGUUAUGAGUGGCAUAGGGAAAGAUCAGCUGUUCCAUGUAUUAGCCUUGCACAUGCGACUUUAUAGCAUUGACUCUGAGUAUAAUCCCUGGAAAAAGCUUACUCAGUUAGUAGAAGACAUGAAUUCACAGUUGGGAAAUGACGAACAGCCUGAGGUUCCAAUUCUUUAUCAUGAUGUAACAUCCCUUUUGCUUAUCCAAAUCUUAAUGAUGCCACAACCUUUACACAAAGAACACUUCACCUGCAUUGUGAAGGUGCUUUUUACCCUACUAUAUACACAGGCUCUUGCUGCACUUUCAGUUAAAUGCAGUGAGGAAGAUAGGUCAGCCUGGAAACACACGGGAGCUCUCAAAAAGAAUACAUGUGAUGCAGAAAAGUCUUAUGAAGUGUUAUUGAGCUUUAUUAUAAAUGAAUUAUCUAAAGGAAAGUUAUACCAUGAAGAAGGAACUCAGGAGUGUGUAAUGAUUAGUCCUAUUGCUUGGUCUCCUGAAUCCAUGGAAAAGUAUUUACAGGACUUCUGCUUACCUUUCCUCAGAAUCACCAGCCUUCUUCAGCACCACCUUUUUGGGGAAGAUUUACCUAGUUGCCAGGAAGAAGAAGAAUUCUCAGUUCUUGCCAGUUGCCUGGGACUUCUGCCAGCAUUUUACCAAACAGAACAUCCGUUCAUCAGUGCCUCUUGUCUGGAAUGGCCAGUUCCACCAUUUGAUAUUAUAACUCAGUGGUGUUUUGAGAUAAAAUCAUUUACUGAAAGACAUGCAGAACAAGGAAAGGCUUUGCUUAUCCAAGAAUCAAAAUGGAAAUUACCGCACCUGUUACAGUUACCUGAGAAUUAUAACACCAUUUUUCAGUACUACCACAGAAAAACGUGUAGUGUCUGCACCAAGGUUCCUAAAGAUCCUGCUGUUUGCCUUGUUUGUGGUACUUUUGUAUGCCUAAAAGGACUUUGCUGCAAGCAACAAAGUUACUGUGAAUGUGUAUUGCAUUCUCAGAACUGUGGUGCUGGAACAGGCAUUUUCCUUUUGAUCAAUGCAUCAGUGAUCAUCAUUAUUCGAGGUCACCGCUUCUGCCUCUGGGGUUCCGUGUAUUUGGAUGCUCAUGGAGAAGAAGACCGGGAUCUUAGGCGCGGCAAACCUCUCUACAUUUGUAAGGAAAGAUACAAAGUUCUUGAGCAGCAAUGGAUUUCUCAUACUUUUGAUCACAUCAAUAAAAGAUGGGGUCCACAUUAUAAUGGGCUAUGACUCACCACCUCAGCAUUGCAUCAUUUUCAUUAAGAAUUUAUUUUAUCAACAAUAAGCUUUAACUUAAUUUGGGGAGAGUAAUGUUUUUGCUGAGGGGAAAAAAAGAAUACAUUAUGAAGCCUUUCCAAAAUUAGGUGCUUGGUAAUCACUUAAUGGAAUAGUAAUUUUUUUUUAAGUAUCUGGAGAACAUAAUAAAUAAAUCAUUCUUUAGUGGUCAUUUUUUUAAGUGCACAAUUAAUAAAAAGCACAACUUGUCCAUAAAAUCAUUCAGAAGUUAUUCUCCCAACAAUGCAUAUCAGCUAUUCAUUGAUACUUAGAAUGGGUGUGAUUUAUUUGAAAUUUUAUUGCUCCUUUCUAUCUGUGUUUUAAUUUGCAUCUGCUAAACAUAAUGCAUCUUUUUCCUCUGCCAUUCUUGUGUUAAUUUGAAAUUUUUGCUGUAUGUAACUAGAAAAAAUGUAAAACAUGAUUUAUGUGAAAUAUUGUAUAGUAAAAGUUAGUCUAAUAGUAGAAUCUUAAUUUUUUUUUCUUAUUGUGAGGAAUCGUUAAAAGUUUAAGGCUUUGCUGAAAACUUAAUUCAUUCUCAGGAAUUUCAUAAAUAUUCUCCCCAGGUAAAUGAAAUAGUUGUAAAAUAAGUAGAUAGCGCUGUUAAUAUAAAUACAGUACAUUUUGAAGAGCAUAUGUGUGAUUGAGGGGGGGGGGUCCUUAAUAAUUAAAAUUUGUGGACUGAAGGUGUAGCUCAGUGGUAAAGCGCUUGCCUAGCAUGUGUGAGGCACUGAGUUCUAUCCUGAGCACUGCAAAAGAAAAAAAGAGAAACCAAAAGAUUUAAGAAAAUCCACAUGACAAAUUUUGAUCCUGUGCAUGCCCACCUUUUAUUACCAACCAAGUUUUUGUUUAUAUGAUUGGAUUGGAAAUACUCUUACUUCCCAACUAAUAAACCGAACCGUAAGUUUUGGAACUUUCUUAUCAACUCAAGAGAUUCAGCUACAUUGUAUUCAUGCAGUGGAAUCACUGCUAUUUCUGCUUGGUUUACUAUAAGGAGAAAAAAAGGCUCAGUGGUGAUGAACCUCAUGAAUGAACAGUACAUGAAAAGCAAUUUUUGUUUGUAAGGGUUUUUAAAUCAGUAAAAAUGGGAUGAUUGAGCUACAACCUACUCUAUAAUAAGAAAAGUACAUGGAAAGCAUGUUAUACAUUGCUACUAAGAUUUUUUCCAGAUGACUCAGUAAUUUGAUGAUUAUUUCAUAUAUUAUGCUAUUGAGCAAUUCCUGGUACUUUGGAGUUUCAUGGCUUGUUAUAUAAAAUUACAAUUUUACAUGUAAAAAUAAAAUUUAAAACAUCUAAUGAUAAAACGUAAAAAUAACAUCAGAUUCAUGUUCUAAAAUUUUUUUGAAUGAUAUGGCAUUACUGAAUAUGAAAAUGAACAUUAAAUGAUGGCCUUGCAUUAUAAUAGGGAAAGCAGAGUAGUACAUAUUCAACUGUGUUCAGAACAUCAAUAAAUUACCUACAGCUCUACAAGAAAAUACAUGGAAAUAGCCUGCUAUUUUUAUAUACAUUUCCAAAAUAUUCAGACAACUUUCUGUAAGACUAGAAUGAUUCUGUUUCACUAAAUCACUAUCCUUUCCAACACAUUGCUACUUUUUUAAAUACUGUAUUAUAAGUUCAGCCUGUCAUAUUUUUGCAUUGGUCAUUAUGAAUACCAGACCAUUUGUAAGUGUGGUUGAAGAGCAAAAUACUAAUUCACAUCACUAGUAAAUACUGUUACAGGAUUCAUGAACUUGAAUAAUUCUACAGUUUGAAACUGAUGCUAUAUAUACCUGGUAUAAUGUAUUCAGACUUUGAUUACUACAUAUUUAAAAUGGAAUGUUUUAUGGUUGUGCAUAUGGAUGUGAAGUGAAAAUAUUAGCCUUAACUUUAAAAUUUGGGUAUUUGAUAGUGUUUAUUUUGAUAUUGGUGAAUUAGUCACCAGUAAAUUUAAAAAAAGCACUUGGUUGAAAAUUGUACUUGAAUACAUACAUGCAUGCUGCUAAACUAGAACUUUAAUUUUUUUCUCCAUAACUUUUAUAAGUCCCAUUUAUAAACCCACUUUUAAAAAUAACAGGUCCAAGUUAGAGUGAUGUGUGUAUAUUAUUAAAAAAAUGUACUGGUGUGAUAUCUUGUAUGAAUGAUCAUUUAAAUACAGUACAUUACUGUAGAAGCUAAAGCAGCCUUUAUAAUUAAGCAGAAAUUACAAAACUAGGAAUAACCAACAUUGUAAGAUAUGUUAAUAAAAACCUACUGUCAUUUGGUUUGUGAAA